GGGGGACUCUCCAGGCUCUACACAGGCUGCCAUAACGCGGUUAAGCUCAGGCAGCUGGCGCAUCCUACCACGUAGAUAUGACGCAAAUAUGAUCACUUGCACGUUUUGACAACAUUUUUCAUCGUUUCGCCCGUGUCUUCUCUGUAUUCCCUAAGGAUAACAGCCACAACCCGAAUGCGUAUAUACGGAACCAGAAGUACCAUCAUCCUUCCCUGCCGACUGAGGCGAGGUCAUGUUUCACGCAACGCUAACAUCUCGAGUAGAUAUAGCGUCAAGGUAGCAGGCAUCGCCACGGAUGUUGUCAUCAGCGCUGCCAUUCCUUCAGAUGUCGGCGUGGAAGGAAAUAGGGAUCCAUGUUCAAUCUAUAUUAACUUUUUUUGUUAAAAUGGAUUGAACGUCUGUCAAUGUUAUUGGAGUAUGAACAUUUACUGCCAGUCUUCUCAGUUCAAAUCCAGAACUGGGAGGGCGUCCAAGAUUGGACGUCCAUUGCUGUCAAUGGCAGUGAAUGAUUUCCUGUGACCCUGUGUGUCUUGAUCCCAAACUGAAGUAGUGGUGUGGCCAUUUUCCCUUAUCUGUAACCAAAAUCUCCGAAAGGAUGUGAGCUUUGUCAAAAAACGGGAGGAAAAAAAAGCAACAAGCGCUGGAACAAGUUGGAUCGCAUGUCUGUGAUGGACGGACGGCUCCAUUGAUACCAGACUGCAUCGGCUUGUUUGGACGUAGACGAUGGUGUUGUUUCUGAUAGGGGUCUCUGCAGCCGUGAACAUUUCAUCUCAUGACAACCAAACGGCAGGGAACCCCACCCACCAGGGUGCUCAUGUGCUGCCGUCCACGCUGAUCUUGUCCCUUGUCCUCAUAUUCGCCGUCCUACUGAUCAUCUACUGUCUCAGGUUCAAGAACCACAGGAAAGCUCUUGUUACGUCUGUUGAUAAAAAGCUUCCAAAUGGCUUCCUGGAGGAACAAGGAGAGCAAAGAGUGGUCCUCCUCCCCAGAUCCCCCUCACCCUCCAAGAGGUACUUCCCCAUCCCGCUGGACGCACUGGAAGAGGAGUACCGCGUCCGCUCGGCCGACGACGGCAAACUUUUCAGAGAGGAGUUCAACUCGCUGCCGUGUUACUAUCACCACGGGUCCUUUGAGGAGGCCAGCAAGGAGCAUAACAGAGACAAAAACAGAUACCCCAACAUUUUACCAUAUGACCAUUCCAGAGUCGUAUUGAGCCACAUUGGACAUUUGUGUUCCGAUUACAUAAACGCCUCUUAUAUAGAUGGUUUUAAGCAAAAGAAGAAAUUCAUUGCUGCGCAAGGUCCAAAGCUGGAGACAGUGGCUGAUUUCUGGCGGAUGAUUUGGGAGCAGAAGACGGCAACGAUAGUGAUGCUGACCAAUCUCAAAGAAAGAAAAGAGGACAAGUGCUUCCAGUAUUGGCCAGAAAAAGGCUGCUGGAUGUACGGCAACAUGAGGGUGGCCAUGGAGGACGUCACCGUUCUGGUGGAUUACACGGUUCGCAAAUUCUGCAUUCAGUAUCAGGGCAGCGAUGGGCCCCGGGCCCCGUGUCUGGUCACUCAGCUCCAUUUCACCAGCUGGCCAGACUUCGGGGUGCCAUUCUCGCCCAUCGGCAUGCUGAAAUUCCUCAAGAAGGUCAAGGCUGUCAACCCGUCCUACGCUGGACCCAUUGUGGUGCACUGCAGCGCGGGAGUGGGGAGAACGGGCACAUUCAUUGUCAUUGACAGCAUGAUCGACAUGAUGCACAUGGAGCAGAGAGUGGACGUCUUUGGCUUUGUGAGCAGAAUAAGAGAGCAGCGCUGUCAACUCAUCCAGACCGAUAUGCAGUACUCCUUCAUCUACCAGGCCCUUUUGGAGUACUACCUGUACGGAGACACCGAACUGGAUGUGUGCUCUCUGGAGGGACAUCUGCACGGGCUUCACAACACCAGGGCCCCCCACGACAGACUGGGCCUGGAGGAGGAGUUCCGGAAGCUGACCAAUGUGCGCAUAAUGAAGGAGAACAUGAGAACGGGAAACCUCCCAGCCAACAUGAAGAAGAACCGCGUGCUUCAGAUCAUCCCGUAUGAUUUCAACCGAGUCAUUCUUUCAGUGAAAAGAGGGCAGGAGUUCACCGACUACAUCAAUGCCUCUUUUAUUGACGGCUACAGGCAGAAGGACUAUUUCAUCGCAACCCAGGCCCCCCUGUCUCAUACGGCGGAGGACUUCUGGAGGAUGGUGUGGGAGUGGAGGUGCCACUCAAUCGUUAUGCUUACUGAACUAAAGGAGAGGGAGCAGGAAAAGUGUUUCCAAUAUUGGCCAUCAGAGGGCAGUGUGACAUUUGGAGACUACGCUGUGGAGCUGAGUGGAGAUUCGCAGGGUGAAACCUUCACCCUCAAAGACCUGCUGCUGACUUGCAGACAAGAGAACAGGUCUCAACACGUCCGCCAUUUCCACUUCCACGGAUGGCCAGAGAUCGGAAUACCGGCGGAGGGCCGUGGGAUGAUUGACAUUGUGGCCUCGGUGCAGAGGCAGCAGCAGCAGUCUGGAAACCGUCCCAUCGUCGUGCACUGCAGCGCCGGCGCGGGUCGGACGGGCACCUUCAUCGCCCUCAGCAACAUUCUGGAGCGCGUGAAGGCUGAGGGCCUUCUGGACGUCUUCCAGACCGUCAAGAGUUUACGCAUGCAGCGUCCGCAUAUGGUGCAGACUGUGGUAAUGUUUGCCAAUGAGACACAAACACAACAAAACCCACUCGCCGAGUUUGCGUCGCGCAUGUUAACGCCGCCCGUCUUAAUGCGAUGUUUAUUUUUUGUUUGGGUUUGUUUUCCAGGAGCAGUACGACUUCUGCUACCGAGUGGUGCAGGAUUUUGUCGACAUCUUCUCCGACUACGCCAACUUUAAAUAACGCGCUCAUUCUCCCG
Messenger RNA from Corythoichthys intestinalis (scribbled pipefish), 2897 nucleotides. RefSeq names its product receptor-type tyrosine-protein phosphatase epsilon-like. Gene Ontology annotation, molecular function: protein tyrosine phosphatase activity. NCBI's taxonomy places the organism in Eukaryota, Metazoa, Chordata, Actinopteri, Syngnathiformes, Syngnathidae. Bases 724 to 2877 code for a protein of 717 amino acids. The transcript has 22 exons. The record is from RefSeq and is a predicted model, not a curated record. Gene Ontology annotation, biological process: protein dephosphorylation.